AUGUCUUCAAUUGCUUCUAUGGCUACCCGUCGGGCGUUGGCCCGCCAGCCCGUUCUGCGCACCCCCAUGCGCCGCUUUCAGUCCUCCAAGGUCGAGGAUGCCAACCUCGACAAGGCUCCCAAGCGUGAUCCCGAGCUCUACGUCCUUCUCGGUGUCAUGGCCGGUGCUUUCGGUAUUGCUGGCUGGUACUUCGGCAGCAAGCCCACUUCCGUCAACUCCGAGAGCAACGUCCGUAUCGGCGAGAGUGCCAUGCCCUGGCACGCCUCCUCUGAGGACGGCAAGGUCUACAAGUACCAGUACCACCCUCACGGCGACAAGAACCAGCCCCUCCGUGCUGCCCCUAGCGCCAUGAACACCGUCAUUGUCCCCAACGUCACCCUGCCUGAGGACCUCCACGAGAGAUUCAACAAGUACGGCAAGGAGGAGUGGGACUACUAG
Penicillium chermesinum is the source of this 438-nucleotide messenger RNA. RefSeq lists its product as uncharacterized. The transcript has 4 exons. Bases 1 to 438 code for a protein of 145 amino acids. The record is from RefSeq and is a predicted model, not a curated record. NCBI's taxonomy places the organism in Eukaryota, Fungi, Ascomycota, Eurotiomycetes, Eurotiales, Aspergillaceae.